Molecule: messenger RNA, 3266 nt
Organism: Lolium perenne
Lineage: Eukaryota; Viridiplantae; Streptophyta; Magnoliopsida; Poales; Poaceae
Product: leucine-rich repeat receptor protein kinase HPCA1
Biological process (GO): protein phosphorylation
Molecular function (GO): ATP binding; protein kinase activity; protein binding
Source: RefSeq, a predicted model, not a curated record
UGCUGGCUGAGCUGAGAGUGACAGUUGAAGUCCUUGACCAGUUCAGAAUGAAUAGGCAAUCGGUGUCUUCCUUAUAACUAGUGGUCUAUUGCGAUGCAAGAAGAGCUGCUGACCUUGAAAUAGAUGAGCAACUAAAAGGAAUCCAGGGAUCCCUCAAGAAACUGGCCAGGCAUGGAGCUCUCUCCAUGGCUCAUCUUGUUCAGUGUUCUGGUGCAGGCUUCUGUCAUCUUGGCCGAUACAAAUACACAAGACACUUCUGGUCUCAUUGGGAUUGCAGAUUCCUGGAAGUACAGGCCAUCAAACUGGGGUGGCGAUGAUCCAUGUGGUGACAAGUGGUUUGGGAUAAUUUGCAUUGGGGACCGGGUCACAUCUAUAAGACUGUCCGGGACUCUUGCUGGGGGGAAGCCUGGGACACUUUCAGGGGACAUUGAGUCUUUGUCCGAAUUACAGUUGUUGGAUUUAUCCCAGAACAAGAACCUGGGUGGUUCUCUUCCUUCAUCCAUUGGAACCUUGAGCAACCUCCAAAACUUAAUUCUUGCUGGCUGCAGCUUCUCUGGUGAAAUACCUCAAGAGAUUGGCCAGCUCUCGCAACUGAUAUUUCUAUAUUUGAACUCCAACAGGUUCACGGGUCCCAUACCGUCAUCACUUGGUAACCUCUCAAAGCUAUACUGGCUUGAUCUGGGUGAAAACAUGCUCACAGGAGAACUUCCCAUUUUCGAUGGGACAAAUCCUGGGUUGGAUAAUCUGACAAGUACAAAGCACUUCCACUUCGGAGUCAAUCAACUCUCUGGCACCAUACCACGUCAAAUUUUCAACUCAAACAUGAAGCUAAUACAUCUGCUUCUUGACAACAACAACUUCUCUGGUAGCAUCCCCCCUACUUUAGGACUUCUUAAGACGCUGGAAGUUUUACGUUUCGAUAGAAACAAUCAGUUGUCUGGGCCAGUUCCGACCAACAUCAACAACCUCACCAAGCUUAUUGAACUCCAUCUAGAAAACAAUAAACUCACUGGUCCACUGCCAGAUCUGACAGAAAUGAAUUCACUCAGCUUUGUGGACAUGAGCAACAACAGCUUCAAUGCAUCUCCUGCAUCUGAUGCUCCAUCUUGGUUUACUGCUUUGCCAGCUUUGACUUCAUUAUACCUAGAAAAUCUGCAAAUUGGUGGGCAGCUCCCGCAAGCUCUUUUCAGCCUUCCUGCAAUUCAAACACUGAGGCUCCGGGGAAACCAUUUCAAUGGCACGCUAGAUAUUGGAUCAGAUUUCAGUACUCAGCUCCAAACAAUAGAUUUGCAGGACAAUAAUAUCACAGCCAUCACUGUCGGGGGAACCCAAUACAAUAAGAUACUCAUACUUUCAGGAAAUCCAUUUUGCGACCAAGGGAGCAACAACCAAUACUGCAAAACCACCGGGCAACCUAAUUCGGGGCCGCCGCCAUAUUCUACUGCUAAGAACUGUGCUGGACUGCCUCCGACAUGCCUCUUGAGACAGCUUCUGAGCCCAAGCUGCACGUGUGCUGUGCCAUAUAAAGGCACACUUAAAUUCAGAGCACCAACGUUUUCUGACCUCGGCAAUGAAUCGUACUAUCUUCUGCUAGAGAAGGAUAUGACAACCAAAUUGGUGUUUUACAAGACCCCAGUGGACUCAGUUGCUCUUUAUAAUCCAUCAAUUGAUGUGACCAACAGCUUGGUGAUAAGCUUGGAGGUGUAUCCCAGUGGUAAGGUUCAGUUUGUCGAGCAGGAUAUUGCGGACAUUGGGUUCCUUUUGACUAAUCAGACUUACAAGCCACCUCCUGUUUUUGGUCCAUACUUUUUCAUCUCCCAAAGCUAUCCUCUUGCAAAUGAGGGUUUUGUGGCGUCUAAAUCAAAGAAGAACAAGUUGCCGCUUAUCGUCGGAGUUGCAGCCGGUGGUGCUGUUCUUGUUGCAAUAGUGCUCAUUCUUAUUGUUGUCAUCGCCAGAAGGAGGAAAAAAACAAACAGGACUGAAGAGAGAAGCCAGUCUUUUGCGUCUUUGGAUAUGAAGAGCACCAGCACCAGUGUGCCGCAACUGCGCGGCGCGCGUAUUUUUACAUUCGCUGAACUGAAGAAGAUAACCAAUAACUUCUCGGAGGCGAAUGACAUUGGAAACGGCGGAUUUGGGAAGGUUUACAGAGGGACACUUCCCACUGGGCAACUGGUUGCUGUCAAGAGAUCCCAGGAGGGAUCCCUGCAGGGAAACCUGGAGUUCAGAACCGAGAUUGAGCUCCUGUCCAGGGUUCACCACAAGAAUGUGGUCAGCCUCGUCGGUUUCUGCCUUGAUCAGGGCGAGCAGAUGCUAGUGUACGAGUACAUCCCCAAUGGCACACUGAAAGAGAGCCUCACAGGGAAGUCGGGCGUGCGGCUGGACUGGAAGCGGAGGCUCCGUGUCAUCCUGGGUGCCGCGAAGGGCAUCGCCUACCUGCACGAGCUCGCAGAACCCCCAAUCGUCCACCGGGACAUCAAAUCAAGCAACGUUCUCCUUGACGAGCGAUUGAACGCUAAGGUUGCAGAUUUCGGCCUCUCCAAGCUUCUAGGCGAGGAAAGAGGGCAGGUCACCACUCAAGUGAAGGGCACAAUGGGUUACUUGGACCCUGAGUACUACAUGACGCAGCAGCUGACGGAGAAGAGCGACGUGUACAGCUUCGGGGUGCUGCUGCUGGAGGUGAUCACGGCAAAGAAGCCGCUGGAACGCGGGCGGUACAUUGUCCGGGAGGUGCACGCGGCGAUGGACCGGAGCAAGGACCUGUACGGGCUGCACGAGCUGCUGGACCCGUUGCUGGGUGCUUCGCCGUCGUCGCUGGGCGGGCUGGAGCAUUACGUGGACCUGGCCCUGCGCUGCGUGGAGGAGGCCGGCGCCGACCGCCCGUCCAUGGGCGAGGCGGUGAGCGAGCUGGAGCGGAUCACGAGGCUGGCCGGCGGCGUCACCGAGUCGGCGUCAGAGUCCAUGAGCUACGCCAGCAGGACGCCACGCCACCCGUACGGAGGGGACAGCGCGUCCGAGUACAGCGGCGCCGGGCUGCCGUCGUCGAGGGUGGAGCCCAAGUGAAGCCACCUGAAAUGAAUGCGUGAUCUGAAGUGUGAUGCGUGAUCUGAAGUCUGAAGCCACCUGGGAUUUCUUCAGGGAAGCUGGUACAGUACCUGAAAUGAAUUUGUAUUGUGGUAUGUUUGGUACAGCUACUACCUGGGUAUAUCUGUGUAAAUUUUGACUGAAGCGACGUUAGGUGAUGUAUAAACUAGAAGCGUGUUAUGAUU